CAUAACACACACAUAUCAAAACUUUACAGCAGUAAUAUUUGCAGAGGAUCGCGUUGCCAUGUUUUAUGUCUUACUGUACGUACAUGGCGUCCUAGUAGCCAGUAUUUUUGUCUUGAACCAGGCCCAAUCAUCGAUGGAUGCGACAGUUUAYAUCAAUCAACUAAGUGGUGCUUACAGUAUAAAGUUUGGAGUCAUCGACAAAGAAAAUGGAGUGGCAUACGGAACUUACGACGACAAAAUCAUAAAAAAUGGCUGGGGUGAAUUAAACAUCGUGGCGGGUUCAGGACAAAAGCCCUACUCAGAUAUUGUAAAGAUGCAUGCGGCUGGCUACUUGGAGGGCGCGCUGACAGCUAAACGUAUAAAUCAACACUAUGAAAAUACAUUUGGAAUAUUCUUCAAAGGAAAGAGUGAUCCUUUUUUUCAGAAAGCAACAAUGUUUCUCAGUGAGCAGGAACAAUGGAUGCGCGAUAUGAUUAUAAAAGAGUCCGAGACUUCGUCGUUUUGGAAGCAGAUGGGAAAUAUUGUGGCACAAUAUGACGGCCUCUUAGCUGGUUAUCAAGCACAUCCACAAACAGACAAGCCUCURUCUUCUCUGGCAUUUCAAAUCAUGAAUGCACUUGGCGAUCUAAUAGAUCUCAAGGAAGCACUGGUGCCUGAAGACUCGCCUGAUUACGAUACAAUGACUGAAGAUGAAGUACAAAGAACGAUAUUUAAACAUGGUCAUUGUUCUGUCUUAAUCAAAGUCUUGGCUGGGUAUGAGAAUAUAUUUGCAGCUCACGCAAGCUGGUUUCACUAUAGUACUAUGUUGAGAAUAUACAAACACUACAAUAUCAACAAUACUGACUCUUCAACAAGUUCUAUCAAUAUGUCCUUUUCCAGCUAUCCUGGUCUGCUAUCAUCACUUGAUGAUUUCUACAUAAUGGACAGCGGCCUCAUCCUCCUCCAGACCACAAACAACGUUUACAACAAGACACUGUACAAUACUAUUCGUCCCCAGUCCUUACUCGCCUGGCAUCGAGUGCGAUUAGCAAACCUUAUGACGAAAACUGGUAAAGAGUGGUCKGACGUAAUCUCUCAAUUCAACUCAGGCACGUACAACAACCAGUACAUGAUCCUCGACUUAAAACGCGUUGAACUGAACAAAACGUUACACGAUGGCGCRCUCUGGGUCGUUGAACAGAUUCCUACGUAUGUUGAGAGCGGUGAUCAGACAUCGAUUUUAAGGUAUGGAUACUGGCCAUCAUACAACAUUCCUUUCUACGAAAAGGUGUACAAUUUAAGUGGUUAUCCCGAGUUUGUUAAAAAGCAUGGCAUCACUAAUUCAUAUGAAAUGGCGCCGCGGGCAAAGAUUUUCCGUCAAGAACAAAAYACRGUUCGUGAUCUGAGAACAAUAGAGAUACUAAUGCGGUACAACGGUUACCAGUUCGACCCAUAUUCAUUAAACAGUUCYAUUAGAGCUAUUUGUUCACGUGGCGACCUUUUGAGUGACGAACCAGUAGCUUUUGGUUGCACAGACGCAAAGGUGACAGACUACAACAUGGCCAAGAACCUGACGUCGUAUGCUGUAAAUGGUCCUACUUACUAUGAUGUACCUCCGUUUCGAUGGAGUGAACAUUCGUUUCCCGACAAGCAUGUCGGCAUGCCCGACCUUUAUAAUAACUACAAGUAUGUCAUGAUGAAACCAAAGUCAUAUGCAACAAGACGCUACCAACAAUAAAUAACAAUUCAUUAUUCAUUGUGAAGAAGGGAUUGAAUUCCAUAAAAAAAACUUUUUAAAAUCUAUAGAAUUAUACUAAAUACAAGCCUGGGCUAAUUUAAAAAUACUUUAUUUUCACAUUUCUGAUUCAUUUGUAAUAAAAGAACUUAUAAGAAUGA
Molecule: messenger RNA, 1875 nt
Organism: Exaiptasia diaphana
Lineage: Eukaryota; Metazoa; Cnidaria; Anthozoa; Actiniaria; Aiptasiidae
Product: phospholipase B-like 1
Exons: 19
Coding region: 59-1717 (552 amino acids)
Biological process (GO): phospholipid catabolic process
Cellular component (GO): extracellular region
Molecular function (GO): glycerophospholipase activity
Source: RefSeq, a predicted model, not a curated record